Molecule: messenger RNA, 7117 nt
Organism: Ictalurus furcatus (blue catfish)
Lineage: Eukaryota; Metazoa; Chordata; Actinopteri; Siluriformes; Ictaluridae
Gene: rnf26
Product: ring finger protein 26
Exons: 1
Coding region: 996-2318 (440 amino acids)
Biological process (GO): protein ubiquitination; ubiquitin-dependent protein catabolic process
Molecular function (GO): ubiquitin protein ligase activity
Source: RefSeq, a predicted model, not a curated record
UGUAAAAAAUUAAAAAAGUUACAUCCAUUAUGUUAUGGGUCAAAAUGACUUCCACAGUUUAAAUACACACAAAAACAGCAAAGAACAGCUUAAAACAGUAAACCUUUAUUAUGGUUUGCCCGAGACAAGCCAUAAGAAGAAAUAUUUACAUAUAAGUUCAUGACUUUAAAUGAGGAAAGUCAAAAAAAAAUUCAAAGAGAAAAGGAGAGAUGAACCAGUUUUUCAAACAUCACCAAUGUGGAAAUGGGUCAGACUGACCCAUAACAUAAUAGGAGGGUUAACCAAACAUAGCUCUCGGCUCGUGUGACGUCAGAUACGCAUCACCCACAGUUCUGCGCAAUAUUUACGUUAGACUUUGCGCACUAUUAGCGCAGACUUGGUGCUUGUUAACGCUCCAAAAACAACAUGGCGGUUUGUAAUAGCAGGCAGCUAAUGGCUAAGUGAAAACGAAACAGUCUGGAUCAAUCUACAAAGUAUAUUGUCGUUCCGAGGCUUGGUUUGAUUAAAUAAAAAAAAAAGGAAAGGCGUUUCUUGCUUACUGUAGAGUGCACUGGAAACAAGGCAGCAGUAAGGAGCCUUCACGCUGGCUAACGUGUGAGCAAUGUAUGUCUGUUCAAAUGUAAACAUCCGGCUGCUGUUCCGCGCAUGUAUGUGUCGUGUAAAGCAGCUUGUUUUCAAUUUUAAAUCAUUACCGGCACCUGAUUAGUCAGUAGUUAUCGGUGUAAGCCUGGUUUGCUUGGAUUAUAUUGUCCGGAGAUAUUUUAUAUAACACGUUGGGUUUAAGUUCCAGAGAUAACCCAGUCUGGAAGUUUGCUGUUGCUAGUUACUCUGGAUUUGUAUCUGACCAUUGGCUUCGUGCAAACUGCCACACUUCUGAUCAAUAUGUUCAUACAGUGGAGAUUAAAACGUGGAGCAGAAAUGUUCAAGGAUGACUUCCAAGUGAUUUUACUCGAGUGAAGUGAACUGACUGCAGUUAUCAUUGAAGAGAUCCUACUAUGGGUUUGCUUCACUUUGUCUUCAGUGCUCUUGGAAAGUGCAUUGACCUCAUAUGCCUGCUUUUGGACAUAAAUUUCAUGAUUGUCAACUCACUAGUCCGGUUGUUUGCAGCGCUCAUGCACCUGAUCAGCAGUUUACCCAUGCUGCUCAAUAGUGCCCUAUUGGAGUGUGUGGAUCUCUCUCUGUUCUACAUGAUCACCAUGAUGGACGGCAUGACUGUUGUGACCCACAAUGUGAUAGGAGGCUGGAUGCAGCUUCUCAGUGGAUUGCUCGAAAGCUGUAAAAUGAUGGGCUACCUUUCUACGCAUUUACUACUGCGCACCAAAGAGCUUCUGCAUCGUGGCCUGCUCUCAGGACAAGGCUUUCUGCGGCAGAUAUGCGAGUGCUUCAGCAUUAUGUUUAGCCUUUUGCUUUACUUUAUCAACACCAUUGUCAAUCUCCUACUCAUAGGAACUCAGAACCUGUAUGCUGUGCUGCUCAGCAUGGUCGAAGCUAUAUCCAGCCCUUUACAGAAAGCUCUUGAGCUGGCCUUGACUGUCCUUACCUUCUUCUACAGCUCCUUGGUGGGCACCUCGCUUCUACUCUGGACGCCAUGCAGACUUGCCGUGGAGCUUCUGAGCUCUCUAGGCCACCUUUUGAUCAGUGUCUUCUUGCUGAACUCUUAUGGGCUGCUGCUGACAGUAGCCAUAAUCAUAAGUGCCACCAUCUACCUGAAUCCCGCUUUGUGUCAGAGAGGAGUCCGGCGAAUAAUCGACUAUGUUAACACAGCGCCCACUCUGCAGCGGCUCCAGAGAACACGACAGCGGUUGUACUUGCUGGAAAGACACUUGUGGCAGGGCAUAGUCUGGGUGCACAGUCGGCUUGGUCUUUGGAUGACGUUUGCAGGAAGGGGGACUCUAAGAACAGGAGACGGGACGGUUCAGCAAGUCAACACAGAGCAAGAGCCUAACGACGUGCCUGAAAGAGCGGAAAUGAGGGGCGACGAUGCUGUAGACGAGCCCCAGGCACUGCCGCCAGCUCCUGACCCUUCAGACCAGACGCACGCUAGUUGCAGCUCUCACAGACCGCUGCGGAAAAUGGCGUCUGAGGAGAGCUGCAAAGCCCCCCCUUCUGAGAAGCUGCUCACACUCCUUCAGGAGCAGGAGGAGAGAAAGAAGUGCGUCAUCUGCCAGGACAGCACCAAGACUGUUGUGCUUCUGCCCUGCCGCCACUUGUGCUUAUGCAGAGACUGUACCAACAUCUUGCUGCGCCAACCCAUCUACCAACACAACUGCCCACUGUGUCGCCACAUGAUCCUCCAGACCAUGGACGUAUAUCUCUGAAAAACUUUUUUUUUAAUUAACACGUCGAUGAAUCUCAGGUUAACAAAGCACGGCUAUUUUCCCCAUCGUGAGCUGCGUUAGUCAGUAAAGCUGUGCGUAAUUUCGUUGUCCAUUCCACUGUGCGGAAACUUUUGCUACUUUCGAUUGUAAAUACACAUGAAUGUUCCCUUUUAUACACGUACACAUGUUGAGGCUUGCAACUAUGACACAGCUCUUUUGUAUGUUUUUUUUUCUUCUUCUUCUUCUUCCCACAAUUUAGAUUUUGUAUUGAUGCACACUAAAGUUUUAUACUGGAUUGUUGAAUACAUGAUUGUAAGUUUUACUUGGGAGUUAGAACUGCAAAGAUUAUAUCAUUUUAUUGCAAUCCAAAACAAUGUAUGCACUAUCCAGUGGCCUAAACAUGAGCUGUUAUUAGGCACAUAUUUUGUGAUGCAGUACUCUAGCCUUAUAAUGUGAAUGGCUUGUUAUUGCCUGACUGAUUCCAUUUGUUGAACUGGUUUAUCGAUUUGCUCCGAGUGCUUUUUGCGGAACAGGUUCUACUAUUCCUGGAAGCCAUCUUUUUUUUUCAGGUCUCGUGUUAAAAAUAGUUGAUAUCCGAGCUGUCUCAUUAAUCCACUUUAGACAUUGAUGUCUUGAUUUUAGUGUAAAUUUGUGUCCUUGGAUAAAUGCUGUUGAUUUGUGCGAUUAUGAAAUUCCGACAUCAGAAAUGCUAAGGCUGUCGUGUUAUUUUAUUAGACGAGAUCAUAUUAAAGUGUUAAGAAACACAUUCCUGAUGAAAGACUUAAGCAAAUGAGUCUUGACCAAAUCAAUCCUGAACCAGAUAAAAAAUUUUUCGUCAGUUAUACAAUAAAUACAGUCUGCAUAUUUACUAUUUAAAUCUGAAACAGAAUAUAAUCAGGGACAUAUCCCAAGCUUUAACACCAAUGUUCUGUGUUUACACAUGCUUACAGUAUUACGCCAUUAUUGCUAUCAUUGUUGAGUGUGAUUCACUGCAUUCUGUUGUUGUGGGCAGAGUAACCAACCAGACAUUAACCAAAUACGGAAGGUUAAACUGUGGUCUGUCAUUUUUUUUUUUUUAUCCAGUUCAGGUUAGUGUAUGCAGUUUUCUUUUCUUCAUUAGAUGUGUGUGCAAUUGACUGUGAUGGAGACUGGGGCCAGCACAGAAGAAGACUUUAACUAGUAAGAUGCUUAAUAAAGUGACAAGUUACGUGGUGUUCAAACUGAUUAAUACUUUAAAUGUUGCUCUUAAAAAAGUCGUCUGAACAGUACAAUGUAGCAGCCAAGUUUGUGUGAGCGAUUGAUCAGAAAGAGUCUAAAUGGACGCCACUUACUGAUCUGUGGUGUAAACUGAAACAUGAAAACUGUGACGAAAAAUGUUCAUUGACGACCUUUUUUCCAUGACCGAGAAAAGACGUCGUUAAAGUGUGACUAUAUUAACAUGCAACAUUGCUGAUGAAAAAAGACUUUACCAAAUUAUCUCUUUAUUUUUGUCAACAAAAAAGAGGAGACAAAAUAUUAUAGAUUUUUUUUUUUUUUUCUAAAUUACAAUCCAAAUAUCCUGUCCAUUGGAUGGCACGAGCGGUAGUUUCCUUUCCUGUGCAGCACGCGACAUAUCAGGACUAAGCAAGCACAGUGGGGGGGACUAGCUUUCAAGCUAACAUCUGUUUUGGCUAGACUAGACUAUAUUGACUGAAAUGUUAAUCAAUAAUAAUCUUGUCACUAAAAAUGUCUACAGUUUUCACUGACUAAAACUAGACUAAAAUACUUAUGGCUUUCUUUGCCCAGACUUUUAGUCAACUAAAACCUGACUAAAAAAAACAGGGUAAGGUUGACUAAAUAUGAUAAAAAGUAUCAAGGACAUUUGACACAGGAAUAAAGACUAAAUAAAAAAAAAAAUAGCUGGCAAAAUGAAACUACUGAUCUGCUGAUAUUGCUGAGUGUGUGUAUUCUUUCAUAGGGUUUUUCUGCGUGCAAUGUUUUGAACUAUUUAUGGUGUAUUUACGGCCGGAUGUCAGCAGUGGUGGGGAAGCUUUUUAUAAUUGAGAGCCUUAAAGACAUUACAUUAAACGCAUUACCCUGAAACACAUUAUAUUAAAAUAUUUCUGAUAUGCUUAGUGAUUCUGUUGCAACUUUGUUGGUUAGUAGUGUAUUUUCAUUAUUCUCGUGAGAAGUUAGCGGAUGUUUGUUACGCUGACGUCACAGGGGGACAUUUACAAUAGCAUUUAAUAGGAGAAAAAUUUCAAACGUAAGGGUCAUGUUUCUCUGUUAGCUCCUAAAUGGAGAGAAAGAAUUGCAUCAUCUGCAGGUUAGCACCAAGAUCGUUGUGCUUCUGCCCUGCUGCCACUUAUGCCAGGGGUUCACAAUCUCUUUGGGCAAACAACCGUAAAUAUAUGGGCAUUAUGAAUUUUCUACAACCUCCAAGCUUUGACCACCCUACUUUUAUUUUUUUAUUCUAGAUUUAUAAUUUAGGAAUACUGAAACGUGAAGAUUUUUUGUGAUUGUUGUGGCUAAAAAUGCUUGAUUUUGCUGCGGCUUUUUAAAAAAAUUUCUGAUGCCAUUUGUGGAGGUUUUUUUUUCUUGCAGGAAACGACUUGAAUUGGCGAAAUUGCAGUUGAACAGAAUUGUUUUGCACUGUCUUUCGCUGUGAAGUUUGUUGGUAAAUUAGACUUUUUAGCUGUACUCAUGUUCGGUACACAUGAAUUGAAGAUGGCUUUGGCUGAAUGCGUGUUGUGAUGACGUCACAUGGCGCGUCUUGGCUCAAAUCUGUGGAAAAUCUGUAAAUUUGAAAAAUUGUAAGUUCCUCCAAAUAAUGCAGAGUUUUCUUGAUUUUGCAUUCAUUUCUGCAGUUGUAAAAUCCUGGAGGGACUGUUGUUAGUAGAAUAAGUGACUAAAAACCAAAGGAAUAUUCAUAGCACUGUAUUACCAGUCUACUGGGAAGUGUUGUGUUGUUCUAGGAAAGUAAUCCAUGUGGGAGUGGUGUGUUGUGGCCCCGUUGUGAAGCAGAGGAGACUGGUUUAUGCUUGACUGUGCAUACAGAACAUGUGUCAAUGCAUGUGGCAUUGUUCACGCACUCAUCUGUGUAUCUUAUGUACAUAUGAAGGAUUAAAUGCGACAUCCACUAUAGUUGGCACAUCAGAGCCAAACAUCCCUGUUUAGAUUUCCAAGUUGAACUGUACAAAGCGAUGUUCAACACUCUAAAGAGCUUUGUCUCUCUGAAAACUUUACACUGUCGUCAUGAUUGUUAUCAAUGGGCUGCAUUUCAAAUAGAAAACUCUGUCCUUAAAUUCAAAAGUAUUUACUAAUCUAGAAAAUCCACAAAACUGGUACACAAGACGGACCUUUUGGUCGAUUUGAAGGCUACGCCAGAGUUUUUAAAAUUCAAAUACUAACUGUAAUAGGAAUGUGGGUUAUAGUGUUUGUACUUUAACAGUCUAGAAUGGUAAAUUUUUUGAGACACAACCCUAGUUUGUUUAGCAGAGGCAGCUUGAUGAGGAAAUUGGUUAGUUUUUAUUGAUGAACACAUACACUUAGUGCAGCAUGUCAGGAUAGUGAAAAAAAAACCUGACACAUAUACAGGGACAGUAUAAUAUAGGAGUGGCUGUUAUGACCAUUUUAUAUUGUGAAUAUUUCCACGAUCUGUUUCUACAGAGGGAUCGCAUGUACCCUAAUUAAACAGAUUCUGUUAGUUGCCAUGAAACCACUCAGACAGGGCAUCCCAUACUGUUUAAUGACAGGAACAGACCAAGGAGUGUAGGGUAUAAUGCAUAAAAAAAAUAUCAGCAAGACGUAAACUGUUUAGAGCUUUAUUGCCGUUAUAAGGAUUUGGUAGUCAAUACAAACUUGCAAUAGUCCAGAGGUUAUAAAUGCAUUUACUACUUUCUAAGUGUUAGGUGUGGUCAGAAUUUUUUUAAAGAUCUUUUUCAAAUGAAAAUAUGAGAUUUUUAGAGAUGUCACCUAUGUUCCCCUCUGAAACUAUCAGGAAGGCAAUUCCAAUUCGUUUGUUUUUGCUGUAGACUGAAGACGUGAGUUUGAGAUCAAAAUAUGAAUAUGAGAAGAGAGUUUAGGAUUUCAGCUUUUAUUUCCUGGUAUUUAUAUGUAAAUGUGUUAAAUGUCAUAGAAAAUUGCACAUUUUGUAUCAGACAACCCAAUUUACUGUUAAAAAGGAUAAGCCAACAUGAAGAUCAGAGAGCUGUCUAUUUUGAAGCUGAUCAAUCAGAGGCAUUGCACAAACAUUGGGCAUAGCCAAUACAACAAUUUGGAAUGUCCUGAAAAAGUGGCAUGGCUUGGGUUUGCAUGGCUUGGGUUUGCAUGGCCUGGGUUUCUCCCUUCAGUCUCCUCUUCAGAAGAUGAAAUGCUGCUCAAUUGGGUUAAAGUCUGGUGGUUAACUUGGCCAGUCUAAACCCCUGAUAAAGUCCUUUGUUGAGUUGGCAGUGUGUUUUGGAUCAUUGUCUUGCUGCAUGAUAAAGUUCCUCCUGAUUAAUUUGGCUGCAUUUCUCUGUAAAUUGGCAAACAAAUUGUUCCUCAAAACGUAGCUGCUACCAUCAUGAGUUACAUCAUCAAUAAAGAUUAGUGGGCAUGUUCCCCAAGCAGCCAUGCAAGUCCAAGCCAUGACACUAACACACCAUGUUUCACAGAUGCACUUGUAUGUUUUGGAUCAUGAGCAAAUCCUUUCUCCACACACCUUUUCAUCACUUUGGUAGAAGUUAAUCUUGGUUCCAGAAUUUUUGUGGCUCAUCUCUUUAUUUCUUUGCGAAUUCCAAUCAGGCUUUCAGAUUCUUAAUGUUGAUGAGAGGUUUGCA